AUGGUGUUGGCCGAUGCAGGUCUGUGGUCUCAUUCUAAGCAGGACUGGCUGGAUGAGGUGCUGUCAAGAGUGAUCGAGCCAUACGAUUGGAGCUUUGUGUAUGCGGAAGAGAGGGGCACACACAUGUCCAAAGGUCGAGAUUCCCAACAGCAAAUGGAAUGUGCCGGCAUCAAGGAUCUGAAGAAAGUGUUUCGCCGGAAGGACUUGAAGGCACGGGGUUUCAGGAAGGAGAACACCAUUAUCGUGGAGGACACGCCGGGUAACUGUCGGCGCAACUACGGCAACGCGAUCUACGUCUCGACCUACGACGUGGUCCGCAGGGCCCACGACCGGGAGCUGCCCCUCCUCCAGAGGUACCUUGAAAAGGUGAUCCUCGGCUGCCAGGACGUGAGGCCUCUGGAGAAGCGAACGUGGAGAGUGCAGGCGGUCGGACUGCAAAAGAGCAAAGAGGUCAAGAAGCGCCAGCGCGACGCUCCAGAAACGUUAACCAGAAGGCCAUCGAGCGACAGUCCCUGUUUUUGGGCGUUGGAGAACUGGCAGAAGUGCGUGAAUCUGAUCGAUGCGUCGGCCCCGAUUCACCGCGUUCGGGCGGUGGCCUCGUGA
This is a messenger RNA of Ostreobium quekettii, 603 nucleotides long. The record is from the annotation of a GenBank genome assembly. Lineage: Eukaryota; Viridiplantae; Chlorophyta; Ulvophyceae; Bryopsidales; Ostreobiaceae.